AUGAUAUUAGACGCUUACGAUAAAAUCUAUGUUUGGAUCGGCAAAGGAGCGAGUGUCCAGGAAAAAGCAGAAGCAACAAAUACUGCAAAGGUAGCUUUAGCUUCAUUUGUUUAA
This is a messenger RNA of Cylicostephanus goldi, 114 nucleotides long. Lineage: Eukaryota; Metazoa; Nematoda; Chromadorea; Rhabditida; Strongylidae. The record is from the annotation of a GenBank genome assembly.